This is a messenger RNA of Saprolegnia diclina VS20, 1001 nucleotides long. RefSeq lists its product as hypothetical. The transcript is spliced from 7 exons. Lineage: Eukaryota; Oomycota; Saprolegniomycetes; Saprolegniales; Saprolegniaceae. The coding region runs from base 8 to 952 and encodes 314 amino acids. The record is from RefSeq and is a predicted model, not a curated record.
GCGCGCAAUGCUUUCCUGCCUUCUAUUUUGCUGGACGCUCGCGCUAUUGUUGCAUCCGCUCGACGCGGCGACCACCAACACCAGCACCCUUACGCUUGGUGCCUGCAACGACGCUGGUUGCCUCGACGACAACACGACCACCGGCGUCAUCCUUCUCAACGCAACAUCGACGACUGUGAACGCAUCGAGAUUGCACAUUGACCGUGUGACGAGCCUGCCACCCAAUGUCACGAGCUUGGAUCUCUCGCAGAAUGCCCUCUCGUCGCUCGCUGUCGACGCGUAUACAUCGCUGACAUUUCUGAAUCUGAGCCGCAACGCGUUCCAGUCGACGAGCGCGCUGUCGCUGCCGACCUCGCUUCGCAUCUUGGACUUGAGCGAGAACAAUGUGAGCUACCUGGAUGCGACGACGUGGGACUGGCAGCGGUAUCCGUCCCUCUCCAAAUUGAUACUGCGAAGCAACAACCUCGUGCGGCUCGAGUGCAACCAAUUUCCGGCCUCGAUCACCGAAAUUGAUCUCUCGGGCAACCCGCUGGUGUCGUUCACCAUGGACCAAGCCACGUACACCGACCUUCUCGCACGGCCCGUCAUUAUGCGCGUCGACAACACGGCAGGUAUUGUCAAGAACUGUCGUGGGAGUGCUCUUCAGCUCCACGGUACGGUCGUCUGCGUCGGGUCGCGGUCCACAGCCAGCACGUCCCGCGCCUCCCAAGGCUACGUGUUGCAGUACUUGCUCAUCAUGCUCGCCGUGACGAUUGCGCUCUUGGUGGUGGUGCAAUAUCGCAAGCGCCGUGCGCGCACCGAUGCCAACGACGACCCAGAGCUGCUCCGCGCCACGUGCACGAGCUCCAUCUUGUACGAGCACGAUCCGCUGCAGCUCGUGACGCCAUGGCUGCCGCAUGAGAAAGACGCUUGCAGCGACGACGACCGGUCGCACGAUGGGUCGCGCGUGUGAUAUUCUUUUUCGUAUUUAUUUAUCGUAAUAAAAAUAGUGAUGACCAUGG